AUUACACAUUGCUGGGAACUUCAAAUUGGAACUCAGAAAACCAGUUUUUAUGAUUUUCUGUAUAAAUCCUUAGUGGGUAUUUCUUCAAUUAUUCUGGAAAAAACUGUUCUUUACUCGCAUUCAUCAUCGAUUCAUCGGGUCGAACUAUUAAUCAGCAACAUGGCAUACAUAACAAGCUCCACAGAAGUGUACUUGAUGCAGUUAAUUACGUAAACGCCCAUGGAAACCGGACGCCCUUUACAAAGAUUAUGUCGAAUUCAAAUCCAGAGACUGCUUAUUUUGAUCAUAAGCCUUGUGGUUGUUCUCAUAGUUCUAGCUCAAUUACUCGCGUUCCCAUAUAAAAACGACACAUCCAUUCUAUCCCCUGUCACCAAGGGUAUUUUGGUCCACAAAGUGUCUAUUUACAAUAACACCUCUAUUACACACGAGGGAGUAGUUCUAAAUGAGUCGAAAAGAGAAGAAGGGUGCAAAGGGUAUGAUUGUAAUUCCGAAUCCUUAGUCUCAAAAAUUGUAGCCAAAGUAAAUGAUUUGGGUCAAAAUGUUACCAUUCCUUCACAACCAACACGACUUUCUUACAUGAUUUCGGUUCUUGAAUCGGUUCGUUUCAAUACAACACUUAAUGAGAAAAAUAAGGAAAAGUUGUCGUCAGUUCAUGAGCGACAACUUCAACAUGCACGCAUGCAAAUUGAAAAGGGGCACACAUUAGCAAGCACCGGUGGACUUCAUGCGUCUCUUUAUCGCAAUGUUUCACGGUUUUUAAGGAGUUACAAAUUGAUGGAAGACACUUUGAAAGUUUACAUCUACAAGGAAGGAAAGAAACCAAUAUAUCAUGAUCCAAAAUUAAGAGGAAUCUACGCUUCAGAAGGAUGGUUUAUGAAACUAAUGGAGAAAAAUAGACACUUUGUUGUGAAAGAUCCCAAAAAAGCACACUUAUUUUAUCUACCAUUUAGUUCACUAAAGCUAAGACUUACAUCUCAAGAGCAUACUCCUCAGAGUCGUAAAAAUUUGGAACUAUAUUUAAAAAAUUACACCACUUUAAUCUCCCGAAAAUACCCUUUCUGGAACAGAACUAAUGGAGCCGACCACUUUCUUGUUGCUUGUCAUGAUUGGGCAAUGAAGCUAACGAAAGAUGAUAUGGGAAACUGCAUAAGAUCACUUUGCAACUCAAAUCUCGCCGGAGGGUUUAAGAUUGGAAAAGACACGACACUUCCGGCGACUUACAUCCGUACAUCAGAAGAUCCGGUGAAAGAUCUUGGUGGAAAGCUGCCAUCCGAAAGACCAAUUCUUGCAUUUUUCGCCGGAGGAAUGCACGGAAACCUCCGGCCAAUUUUGCUCCGGCAAUGGCACGAUAAAGAACCCGACAUGAAAAUCUUUGGGCCAAUGGCUCGUGAUGUUGAAAGUAAAGCUAAAUACCGAAUGUAUAUGAAGAGUAGCAAAUAUUGUAUUUGUGCUCGUGGGUAUGAGGUGUUUACACCACGGAUUGUGGAAGCGGUUUACUAUGAGUGUGUUCCCGUGAUUAUAUCGGAUGAUUAUGUCCCGCCUUUUUUUGAGUUUUUGGAUUGGGAGGGGUUUUCGGUGUUUGUUUUGGAGAAAGAUGUUGGAAAUUUGAGUCGAAUUCUAAGGGCGAUUUCGGAUGAAAAGUAUCAGGAGAUGUGGGAGAGAGUGAAGAUGGUGCAACAACAUUUUAUUUGGCAUAAGACGCCUGUGAAAUUUGAUUUGUUUCAUAUGAUUCUUCACUCGAUUUGGACUAAUAGAGUUUACAGGACAUGAUAGACUGCACUGUGUUUGACAUACAAUAAAUUGAAACCAAGACUGCUUUCAGUAAUUUUUUUUGUCUCAUAUGAAAAGGUGAGACAAGAACUUGCUAAACAGUAGGUAGCUUGUCUAGUACUGUCCAAUAUCGUCUUUUCCAGUGUUGUAUGUAAUGUUUGUAUAUUUUUUAUUAGUCAAAAUGGUUGAAAACGUCAUUGUAUAUAACUUUGGUAAAUAAUUGCAUUGAAAUCAAGGUUUUUUUGUUUAUUAUCGACAA
This is a messenger RNA of Lactuca sativa (garden lettuce), 2029 nucleotides long. RefSeq names its product putative glycosyltransferase At5g03795. Gene Ontology annotation, molecular function: glycosyltransferase activity. NCBI's taxonomy places the organism in Eukaryota, Viridiplantae, Streptophyta, Magnoliopsida, Asterales, Asteraceae. The record is from RefSeq and is a predicted model, not a curated record.